Molecule: messenger RNA, 593 nt
Organism: Musa acuminata AAA Group (dessert banana)
Lineage: Eukaryota; Viridiplantae; Streptophyta; Magnoliopsida; Zingiberales; Musaceae
Product: protein RALF-like 33
Exons: 1
Coding region: 86-442 (118 amino acids)
Biological process (GO): calcium-mediated signaling
Cellular component (GO): plasmodesma
Source: RefSeq, a predicted model, not a curated record
GUAGGGUGAGAAGAAAGAGCAAUAGAGAGUUCUGUUCUUUGUUUCUUGCCGCAUAGAGUAAGGAGAGGGAUAGAGAGACAAACAGAUGGCGGGCCUCAAGGCAUUCAUCUUCUUCCCCGUCGCGCUCCUCCUCUUCCUCGCCGGCAACGCUCUCGCAACAGCCGGAGGGGAGAGCGGGAGCCAGCUGCCACUGGGCUGGAUCCCAUUCCUCUCCGGUUGCCGCGGGACCGUCGCGGAGUGCGUCGCCGGCGACGAGUUCGACCUCGGGUCGGAGGUGACCCGCCGCAUCCUCGCUGCGUCACGCUACAUCAGCUACAACGCCCUCCGCCGCGACACCGUCCCCUGCUCCCGCCGCGGCGCCUCCUACUACAACUGCCGCCCUGGCGCCCAGGCCAACCCCUACUCCCGUAGCUGCUCCGCCAUCACCAGGUGCCGGGGUUAAUAGAUGAGCUCUGUAAUCUCCUUUUCCAUGUUCUUUUCUCGGUUUAAUUGAUUGCUGUUGUUGCUGGUGUCAUCUUAUUGAUGUCAUAGACAUUGUUUUUUGUGUGAUUUGUGCUAAAAGAAGAAGAACUAUGUGAUCUUUUUGGCUUUCA